AUGCCUCAGAGCGCUUCGCCCUUUCUCCACAUGGGGCAGCCCAAGGCCAAUUCCCUCGCCAUCAUCCACCUCUCACGCGACCGACUACAGCCCCUUUACCUGGAAGAAGUAGAUGGCGAACAUGACGGAUACGCCGAGGGCGCCGUGCUGAACACUCGAUUCGGCUCCUUCCCGCACUCGACCUUCAUCGGUGUGCCUUGGGGUUCCCAGGUCCGUGCCUCAAAGGUCGACACCGGCUCGAGGGGUCGCAAGCCCCAGCAGAAGAAGCGCAAGCGCGAUGGCCAGGACGAAGCAGAGCCCAAAGCUACCGAGGCCGACGAGCAGAGCACUCCGGCGGAGGGCGAGCAGAAGUCAGGGGCCAAGCAGGCUGUUGCCGCGGCGAGUGGGUUCGUCCACAUUCUGGCGCCGAGCCCGGAGCUGUGGACCAUGAGUCUGCCGCACAGGACGCAGGUUGUCUAUACUCCAGACUACAGCUAUAUCCUGCAAAGGAUACGGGCGCGACCCGGCAGCAAGAUCAUCGAGGCGGGUGCAGGAAGUGGAAGUUUCACACAUGCCUCGGCAAGGGCCGUCUACAACGGCGUGCCUGGUGCUACUGUCGAGGGUCCAAGGCUGAACUCUAUAGACUCGGGGAAGGGACAGGUCUUCAGCUUCGAGUUCAACGAGCCGCGGUAUCAUUCAAUGUGCAAGGAGAUCUCAUCACACAAGCUGGAUGACAUCGUUCGCAUCACUCAUCGUGAUGUCUACAACGAUGGUUUCCUAGUAGACGGCCAGAGCCCAAAUGCGGAAGCAGUGUUUCUCGAUGUUCCUGCGCCCUGGCAAGCCCUGCCAAACCUGGUGCGGAGGAGAUACAAGGUUGUGGAAGGAGAACCUGCCGCCGAUGGGCAGCCGCCUGCAAAAAGACAAGUGCUGGACGAGAGCUACGUAUCGCCUUUAAACCCCAAGAAGAGUGUAUAUCUAUGCACAUUCUCUCCAUGCAUCGAGCAGGUCACGCGCACUAUCUCGACAAUGCGCCAGUUGGGGUGGAUGGACAUUGAGACCGUCGAGGUCUCCAACAAGCGUAUCAAUGUCAAUCGCGAAAAGAUCGGGCUGACCGUCGCGACCGAACGCGGCAUGGCGCAGACCCCAGUGGACGUCGACGAGUCGGUCGCGAGGCUGAGAAAGAUCGAGGCGCGGGUCCGGGAGCAUCAAAAAGCGAUACACGACCCCGACAUCGAGGAUGCGGAUGCUUACAUGAGGGACACGUACGAAGACCCGGUCGACGACAGCGUCGCCGAGGGAUCCUCCACGCUACCGCCAUUCAUGCAAGGGCGCCUGGUUACACGGACCGAGGCUGAUGUCAGGACCCACACGUCCUAUCUGACCUUUGCAGUGCUGCCGCGCGAAUGGACGGCCGAGGACGAGGCCGCCGCCCUGGCGAAAUGGCCCUGUGGCAAAGAGAAUCAAGUCAUUGGCAGCCUGGACAAGAACGCACGCAAGCAACAGAAGCGGGACAUGCUGGAGGCGAAGCGGAAGAAGAAGACGGCGAACAAGGAGAGGAAGGGUGAGAAGGGCAACAAAGCCGCCGAGCCGGAUCAGACAGACGGGGAUUUAGCGACUGACGUCUCGAUAAAUCAACAGCAGCAGCAGCAGCAGCAGCAGAAUCAACCACAGGCGACCGAGCUGGACAAGGAGUCGAACACUCAACUGAAGCGUGAGCGUGGAUUCGAGGAUGCGACUGAUCAUGAUCCAAAGAGAGCGAGGCUUGAUCAGUCAUGA
Molecule: messenger RNA, 1755 nt
Organism: Pyricularia pennisetigena
Lineage: Eukaryota; Fungi; Ascomycota; Sordariomycetes; Magnaporthales; Pyriculariaceae
Exons: 1
Coding region: 1-1755 (584 amino acids)
Biological process (GO): tRNA methylation
Cellular component (GO): nucleus; tRNA (m1A) methyltransferase complex
Source: RefSeq, a predicted model, not a curated record